Messenger RNA from Pundamilia nyererei, 1770 nucleotides. It is a transcript of the gene dnajc22, whose product is annotated as DnaJ (Hsp40) homolog, subfamily C, member 22. Lineage: Eukaryota; Metazoa; Chordata; Actinopteri; Cichliformes; Cichlidae. Gene Ontology annotation, cellular component: membrane. The record is from RefSeq and is a predicted model, not a curated record. The transcript has 5 exons. Bases 679 to 1698 code for a protein of 339 amino acids.
GCAAACCAGAACGAACUACCUGGAGCUGAGCAAAGCAAACCAAGUUGAUGAAUCGACUCCUGAUGCUGAGAUACGAAGGUGAUAAAGUGUUGCCUGACGAUGCUUUUAUGAUAGGCUGGUUCAGCAAUCUCCAAUCUCAGUAGUCGGGCUCCCGUCUGAUGUGAUGUGAGGGUUAAAGGUCAGGAGCCGUGUGCUUUGCUGUAACUGAACCGAGUCUAAGGUUCAAAUAGUUGCUGUUGCUAUUAUACAAAACUGCGAUAAAACAGCAGAGGGGAAAAAAAGAGCAUCAACAGUAACAAAAUGCUGUGCCUCUCUGCUGCCUGCUCACCAGCUGUAUCCGUGCAACAGUUAAAGUUUGAACAUGGGUUAAGCUAGCCCAGGGAGCGAGCACAUUUCAAUCGUUAUCAUCACUUUUUUAAGUGACUUCAAACUUGUUAUCGCUUGAGAAAGUAAGACGUGCAGUCUACAGCUGAGAAACAAAAGUCGUGCUACCGCUAGGCCGCUGCGCAAUCCCAUUGUCAUGAUCCAAAGUCCAACUAUUGCAACAACAUGCAGCAACUUCAACUACGGAAAGCACUGGAAAAGGAUUUCUCUGGAUAAGGAUUUGAAAUUAUGGGCUCAGUAUGUAUCAAGGAUGACUAAUAUUCACCUGUACAGGAGGUAAUCUUCUGAGGCCUCAUGGUAAAAAGUAUAAUUGUUGCCUACACCCUGUGGGCAGUAGGUGGACCUUUGGGCCUUCACCAUUUGUACUUAGGUAGAGACACCCAUGCUCUGCUAUGGAUGCUAACACUAGGAGGAUUUGGAUUUGGGUGGGUCAGGGAAUUUAUACGCAUCCCUGCUUAUGUUAGUGAGGCCAAUCAAGAAGGAAAUAAAGAGAGAAAAAGGCCUCCCACCUCAAUCCCUCCUCCUGUGAGUCCUGUCAGAUUUGCAGGACAGGUGUGUGUUGGAGUCUACUUUGGCACUGUGGCCAUGAUAGGACUGAACUCCCUCAGUUUCUUCUACUUGAUUGUGUUGCCUUUAUGUGUGGGUGCAGGGGUGCAUCUGGUGUCCAAUGUUGGCCAGCAGACAUCCGAUCUCCAAAAGACUUUGACUUCUUGUCUCGCAACCUCCCUGCUAUUCUAUGGCAGCACAUUAUCUCCUCUUCCUAUAAGCUUGGCUGCCAGUGUCACUGCUGCAAAGCACCGCACGUUCAAACCUCCACGGACACCUGGGAGCAAACAGAAAUUAGGUCCACGGCUUUAUAGGAUCGGUCUAGGUUGGCUGGCCUUCUCUGCCCCGCUGGCUUACUGUAUUUUCCACAACACCACAGCCACCCUGUACUAUCUGUCUGACUCUAUAGCAGCACUGCUGGAUAUUUUAUGGUUCCUGCCUUGGCUCAGAAGUGUGUUGGAGUACCUUCUUUUAAUGCCAUAUCGGAUAUUGUGUGUGCUUACUGGAGGAGGGUACUAUGAAGAUGCCUGGAGGAAGGUGCUAGAAAUACUGCUCAAAGAAUACACUGAGAGAGAGAAAGAGGCACUGAAGAUAUUGUCUCUGGGAGCAGAGGCCUCUCUUGAGGAGAUAUCCCGAAGUUAUAGGGAGCUGGCCAAGAAGUGGCAUCCGGACCACAACCCCAGCAAGGAUGCUGAGGAAAUAUUUGUGAAGCUCCAGGAGGCUUAUGAGGUCCUUCUACGUUGGCACAGGCCCAAUCGAUUCAAUUAGUUGUCUUUUGUUCAUUAAGGGCUUGCUUGCGUUGUCAUUAUUUUUUAUUGUUCAUGAAAAAAUAAAUCAAGG